AUGGCGGAACCUUCCUCGUCCGCGACGCCGACGGAUCCUGCUACGGAGCGAUAUCGGCGUCAGGUCCUGCCUUACGCCUUGGCUGGUGUCGCUCCAGGACUGUCCGCGUAUUUUGCCAUGAAAUAUAGCUACGACUCGAACCCUGAUACUGCGUCCGAUGCGCAGUCGCGCUGCAGAAAAUGUGGUUUUUAUCUAUGGGACGGAUCGGCCACGGUCAGAUCGGUCAGGUCCAGGAGCAAGAGCAAGAGCAAGGACGCCACUGGGACAGUCCAACGGUCAAUCCUUAUGCAUUGCGAUAGCUGCGACUUCGAGCAGAGAUAUGCAUGCAAACCCUGCGCACCGAGUUAUCCACGGGUCAAGAAAGCGCGGCAUGCACCUGCGUCACUCCACGCUACGGAUGACACGGUGCUCCCUGCCCAAAAGCGAAACAAAAACAAUGCUGGUCAUGACGCACUUACCGUGCCGGAGUCGAAGCAGGGCGCGGUACGCCCAUCCUCGGCGUCGCCGGCUUCCUCCAUCAAGGACAAAGCCGCGCAGAAGACGACCCAACCCCCUGCACCGGUGCCUUCCAUCUCACUCGCGACAAAAUCCUCCACGCCUCAACGGCCACCCACGAAACUGCCGCGCAUGCCUGCUUCCAACUCAAAGCGGCCCGGGCCUACAGCAACCUCGAGCAAUCCUGCAUCUUCGCAGGCAAGAUCUAAGAAGAAAGCUGGGCUGCAGGAAAUGUUGGCGCGAAACAGGGAACGACAGGAGAAGGAUCGGAAAGACAAGGGACAGCAGGGCGCCGGUGGCGGAGGAUUGGCAGCUUUCCUCGGUGAAUUAUGA
Molecule: messenger RNA, 828 nt
Organism: Punctularia strigosozonata HHB-11173 SS5
Lineage: Eukaryota; Fungi; Basidiomycota; Agaricomycetes; Corticiales; Punctulariaceae
Exons: 1
Coding region: 1-828 (275 amino acids)
Source: RefSeq, a predicted model, not a curated record